AUGAUUUUUGUAUUGAUAUUGUCUAUAAUUUCUAUAAUUGUAUUAGCAUCCACAACAGAAGAAACAAUUACAAGAAACUACUGCUAACUUCCAGAUGCUGUAUUUGCAGAUGGAGUAUCGGCUGCUGACUUUGGUACCACUGGUUGGAAUUAUGCAAAUGCAGAAAAUUGGGAAUGUAUUAUUUAAUAUGCUAUUUUAGAACUUGUUGUGACUUGUGGUGGAAGUUAUCAAUCACCAAUUGAUAUAGUGACUACUGUUGCUAAUCAAGAACCCAUUUAACCAUAAAUACAUUAUAAAAAUAAGGCUUCAGACGUUGCAUAUGAAGAAGCAAACAGUAAUAAUAUAAAAUUAACUUUAGAACCAUAUACCAAAGAAUAUGAAGGAGAAUAUUCAGAAAUAGAAGUUACUGAUGCUUCUGGAUUAGUAGUUAGAUAUUAUGCUAAAUAAUUCCAUAUACAUACUCCAUCAGAACAUACUAUAGAUGGAAAAUACUUUGAUUUAGAAAUCCAUUUUGUUCAUUAAGUUAGUGUUUUUUAAUAUAUAAUUAGGCUAUUCAAGAUGAGGAACAAGAUUGUAACAAAGUAAAGAAUAGUUUGACAGUUUUUGGUCUUAUGUUCACAGAAUAAGCAUAUGCCACUGAUUAUGAAGUAUUUAAGCCUUGGUUUGAUUAAAAUGUAACUGGAGAAGUGGAAUCUUUUGAUUUGAAGUAAGAAUCUAAUUACUAAUAUAUAUAGUGAUUUCUUUUAAAAAAUGACUGAUACUACCUAUUAUCAUUAUAAUGGUAGUUUAACAACUUUGCCAUGUUCUUAGAUUGUUAAUUGGAUUGUAUUCUAUUAACCAUUGCCAAUCUCAACAAAUCAAUUGAAUCUAUUUAGAACAGCAUUUGCAGAUUCAACGGUCUUUCCACUCAAGAGAAAUAAUCGUCCAAUUUAACACUUGAAUGGAAGGAAAAUCUUAAAAGGAGUAAUUUAAUCUGAUUACUAUAUUUAAGACUGCACUCACAACCGGAGUGACAGAAAUACCAGAUGUACAAUCAUCUUAUGCAUAUCUAUUACUAUCAACAAUAGUGAUGAGUGCUUUUAUAUUAUGAGAAC
This is a messenger RNA of Paramecium pentaurelia, 1094 nucleotides long. The record is from the annotation of a GenBank genome assembly. NCBI's taxonomy places the organism in Eukaryota, Ciliophora, Oligohymenophorea, Peniculida, Parameciidae.